AUGUUCACCUUCAACAGGUCUGAAAUUGAAAUCUCUACCUUCUUCCUGAUUGGGAUCCCAGGGAUGGAGCAUGCCCACAUUUGGGUCUCCAUACCCAUUUGCCUCAUGUACCUCGUUGCCAUCCUGGGGAACUGCACCAUUCUGUUUUUCAUAAAAACAGAACCAUCUCUGCAUGAACCCAUGUACUAUUUUCUCUCCAUGUUGGCUCUCUCUGACCUAGGACUGUCCCUCUCUUCUCUCCCGACCAUGCUAAGGAUAUUCUUGUUCAACGCUCCAGGAAUUUCCCCUGAUGCCUGCUUUGCCCAAGAAUUUUUCAUUCAUGGAUUCUCAGCUAUGGAGUCAUCAGUUCUUCUCAUCAUGUCCUUUGAUCGAUUUAUUGCCAUCUGCAACCCUCUGAGAUACACCUCCAUCCUGACCAGAGCCAGAGUCACCAAAAUUGGGCUUGCUUUUGCUUUCAAAAAUGUUUUGUUGAUCCUCCCUUUCCCUUUCACUCUAAAACAUCUAAGAUACUGUAAGAAGACCCUCCUUUCCCAUUCUUACUGCCUUCAUCAGGAUAUCAUGAAGCUGGCCUGCUCUGACAAUAAGGUCAAUGUUAUCUAUGGCUUAUUUGUGGCUGUCACAGGCAUCCUAGAUCUAGGAUUUAUUUUCAUGUCCUACAUGAUGAUACUGAAAGCAGUACUGAGCAUAGCAUCACAGAAACAAAGGCUCAAAGUCCUCAACACCUGCGUUUCCCACAUCUGUGCUGUGCUUAUCUUCUAUGUUCCCAUUUUCUCCCUGGCUGUUAUCUACCGGUUUGCCAAACACAGCUCCCCAAUCAUUAGGAUCUUCAUGGCUGAUGUUUUCUUGUUGGUACCUCCAUUGAUGAACCCCAUUGUAUACUGUGUGAAGAGCCAACAGAUAAGAAAUAUGGUUUUAGGGAAAUUGUGUCAGAAACACAGCUGA
Messenger RNA from Hyaena hyaena (striped hyena), 942 nucleotides. RefSeq names its product olfactory receptor 51A4-like. Lineage: Eukaryota; Metazoa; Chordata; Mammalia; Carnivora; Hyaenidae. The record is from RefSeq and is a predicted model, not a curated record. The transcript has a single exon. Gene Ontology annotation, biological process: G protein-coupled receptor signaling pathway. Bases 1 to 942 code for a protein of 313 amino acids. Gene Ontology annotation, molecular function: G protein-coupled receptor activity; olfactory receptor activity. Gene Ontology annotation, cellular component: membrane.